ACUUAAGGGCCUGUUUGUCUGGCACCAUUUUGAACAAAAGUGACAGCGAAGCCGCCAUUUGGCAUUGGAUAAGUUGAGACCUGAGGCUGAGAACAACCAUGGCGGUGCAACUCAGCAAUGUUUACGGUACACCCAUCACCCAGCGAACAGCGGCGCCGCUGAUCGGGCGGCGAACGGCCACAUCUCUGGUGAGAGCGGUGGCCGGAAAUGCUCAGGAGCUCCUGAAGUCUGGCGAGGUUCAGGCGAUUAGUCCAAAGGAGGCGGCGGCGGCCAUGGAUUCCGAGGGGUUCAGGCUUCUGGACAUUAGGCCGGAGUGGGAGUGGGAGAAAGCUAGAGUGAGAGAGUCGAUUCAUGUGGCGCUGUUUGUGAAGGACGAAGACAAUGGACCGAUUAGUCUUGUGAAGAAAUGGGUGCAUUUUGGGUACAUUGGACUGUGGACUGGCCAGUAUCUGACGACCUUCAAUCCUGAUUUUAAUCGGAAAGUGGAGGAGGUUGUUCCUGAUAAGAACGCCAAGCUCCUUGUAGCUUGUGGCGAAGGGCUAAGGUCUUUGAUCGCAGUGUCGAAGUUAUACAAAGAAGGUUACAAGAACUUGGGGUGGUUAGCCGGAGGCUUCAAUCGUUCCGGCGAGAGUGACUUUCCGGCCGUCGAAGGGCCAGAGAAAUUACAAUACGCAACAAUCGGGGGAGUUUCUUACUACUUCCUCCAAUUGCUUAUCAUCUUGCAAGCCGUGGGUAAAACCCGCUGAGGCCAUCCAUUCGUUUUUAAUUCCUUUUAGUUUUUUGUAUGAUUUUACAACUACAUUGUUCUGAAUCAAAACUAAAUCUAGAUUUCUAACCA
This is a messenger RNA of Momordica charantia (bitter melon), 838 nucleotides long. Its product is annotated as Rhodanese/Cell cycle control phosphatase superfamily protein. NCBI's taxonomy places the organism in Eukaryota, Viridiplantae, Streptophyta, Magnoliopsida, Cucurbitales, Cucurbitaceae. The record is from RefSeq and is a predicted model, not a curated record. Gene Ontology annotation, cellular component: chloroplast.